Molecule: messenger RNA, 1038 nt
Organism: Colletotrichum karsti
Lineage: Eukaryota; Fungi; Ascomycota; Sordariomycetes; Glomerellales; Glomerellaceae
Exons: 3
Coding region: 1-1038 (345 amino acids)
Source: RefSeq, a predicted model, not a curated record
AUGGCCGAAGUCAUUUCCGCAACUCCUUCUCCCUUGGCGAAGCUGAACUUCAAGCCCAUCAUCAAGGAUGAGCUAAGGUCAACCACCACCAGCAGGCCAACGGCCACCUUCAACCCCGAUGAACACCUCGCGUUUGUCGAAGACCCCAAGAAGCUCACUCUCAAGGACAUCUCCAUGUCAGAAGACAUUGGAAUCUCUCCCGUUGCGUGCUCAGAACCUUUCCCUCUGUUCACUGAGGAGGCUAUCCAGACUAUGAGACAAGAGAUCUUCACAACGGAAGUUUGGGAGAACUGCUUGCACAGCACCGCUUUUGCUCCUUGCCAGCUUAGAGGGCACUGCCCCAAGUAUGCACCAUUUAUGGAUCAGGCCUGGCACAACCCCAAGACUCUCGAAGUCAUCUCCAAGGUCGCCGGUGUCGAUCUCAUCCCCAACAUCCAGUACGAGGUCGGCAACAUCAACAUUUCCAUCCAGAGCGCAGCAAGCGAGAAGCAGAAGGCCGACGCCAAGAAGGGCGACAACACCUCUGUCACCAAGUGGCACUACGAUGCCUUCCCCUUCGUCUGUGUUGUCAUGAUGAGUGACGCUACCACCAUGCUCGGAGGCGAGACCGCCCUGAAGACCGGUACAGGAGACGUUCUCAAGGUUCGCGGACCGCAGAUGGGAUAUGCCGUCAUCCUCCAGGGCCGAUACGUUGAGCACCAGGCUCUCGCAGCUAUCGGUGGUGCUGAGCGCAUCACCAUGAUUACCUCUUUCCGACCUCGCGACCCUUGUGUCAAGGACGACUCCGUCUUGACCUCGAUCAGACCGAUUUCCGAGCUUUCGGAGCUCUACUAUCAGUGGGCCAAGUACAGAGCUGAGGUUGUGAAGGACAGACUGGAUGCCAUGUUGAAGACUCUGGAGGAGAACCACGAGGCGGGAAAGCAGACGGAUGUCCGGGGCAUUAAGGACUUCCUUCAACAGAAUGAGGAAUAUCUUGCGAUCACCAACAAGGAGAUCGUGGAAACGCGAGAGCCUCACCGCGCUUGGCAAGGGUACUGA